AUGGAAUGGAGUUCGAGUAAUGUCAAUAACCAAUAUUACUUGUAUGGACAUUUUGCUGAGAUCCAAGAGUUGCAGACCAACGAUACAAGGGAAUUUAACAUGUUUUGGAAUAGACAAGUCAUCGCCGACCCUUUAAUACCUCCAAAAUUCACUAUUUAUACUAUCUUUAGCCAGUCACCAAGUACUUGUGAAGGAGGAAAAUGCAGUUUUCAGCUGAGAAGAACCAACAGAUCAACUCUUCCACCUUUGCUUAACGCUUUUGAGGUCUACACAGUUAUCCAGUUUCCGCAGAUCGAAACAAAUGAAAACGACGUGGUUGCUGUCCAAAACAUCAAAACCACCUAUGAAAUUAGUAGAAAUAGCUGGCAAGGAGAUCCAUGUGUCCCUCGGCAGUUUAUGUGGGAGGGAUUAAACUGCAGUGACACUGAUAUGUCUACACGACCAAGAAUCACUUCUUUGUAA
This is a messenger RNA of Arabidopsis thaliana (thale cress), 462 nucleotides long. RefSeq names its product Interleukin-1 receptor-associated kinase 4 protein. Gene Ontology annotation, cellular component: membrane. The record is from RefSeq and is marked reviewed. Lineage: Eukaryota; Viridiplantae; Streptophyta; Magnoliopsida; Brassicales; Brassicaceae. Bases 1 to 462 code for a protein of 153 amino acids. The transcript is spliced from 2 exons.